Messenger RNA from Cloeon dipterum, 1198 nucleotides. RefSeq lists its product as uncharacterized. Bases 252 to 1130 code for a protein of 292 amino acids. The record is from RefSeq and is a predicted model, not a curated record. NCBI's taxonomy places the organism in Eukaryota, Metazoa, Arthropoda, Insecta, Ephemeroptera, Baetidae. The transcript has 6 exons.
UCGCCCCGUGUUUAAUGAACAAAUAAAUGGUAGCGAAAACAACCACUUUGGCCAAAUCCGAACUUGUGCGCAUUCUACAAUGCAACACAAUUUUCCACCUCUCUUAUCGUCUUAGCUGGCACCGGCGGGGCUUCUCGCCUCCACCUCGCAGGUAAUCAUAUUUUAGUCUGUCGAGCGCGUCGACUGCUUGCCCCAGUUCCCAUUUUAAAAUGACGCCAAUGCCGAAAAACGAUUCCUGAAAACAUCAGGCGAUGGCGGCCGAAUUCGUGGCCACCGUCUUCCUGGCCCUGCUCGCCCUGUUGCACACCGUGUGCGGCCUGAAGCUGCUCAUGUUGCGAGUGCCAUCGCAGAAGCUGAGGGCCCACGACGUCACUCUCAAGUGCAUGUACGACCUGGAGAACAGCACCCUCUACUCCAUCCAGUGGUACAAGGAUGGCUCUAUGUUCUACAGAUUCGUGCCGGCCGACGAGCCCCCAGGACAAAUGUUCCCAUUGCCGGGGGUCUCAGUGGAUCUGCAGCACAGCAGCGACAGUCAAGUGACUCUGCGGCUACUCGAUUUGGAGAGUAGCGGCACAUACAGGUGCGAAGUGUCGUCGGAAGCACCCAAAUUCCUCACAGAGGUUGCUGAAGCUUACAUGAACAUAAUGGCACUGCCAAAAGACGCGCCCACAAUCACAGGUAUGAGGCUUAAGUACAAUGAGGGCGACCCGAUAAACCUGAACUGCACUUCGUCCCCCUCAAAACCAGUCGCAGUUCUAACUUGGUUUAUAAACGGAAAUCAGGUGGAUAAUUCCGACAUAUCUCAACGUAGGAUAAUCCCAACGGGCAAGGACAGCAAGGAUGGGCCCUUCUUGACGCAGUACCGGCCGGUCGUGGACGAUGAGGGCCUCGAGCAUGUCACGCUGGGCCUCAGGAUGGCCGCCAAGAAGAAGUUCUUCAACACCCUGCUGCACAGCAUGAAGGUCAAGUGCACCGCCAGCAUGGGUCAGCUGAUGUGGCACGUCAAGCACGAGGCCCGCAUCCAGUCAACCAACGCUGCCUCCUCGCAAAUUCCAGGUCCGGAGAAAUGCCACGUUUGGCUUGUUUCCGUCGUCACCUUCCUCAUCGCUCACAAGUUACUGGAUUCUUAGCUGAUAGUUUGUAUCGUUAUGAAAUUGUAUAAUAAAGUAUCACGUCAGUUGUUGGGUAUGGAUUUUUA